Molecule: messenger RNA, 6129 nt
Organism: Synchiropus splendidus (mandarinfish)
Lineage: Eukaryota; Metazoa; Chordata; Actinopteri; Syngnathiformes; Callionymidae
Gene: grin1a
Product: glutamate receptor, ionotropic, N-methyl D-aspartate 1a
Exons: 22
Coding region: 638-3493 (951 amino acids)
Biological process (GO): monoatomic ion transport; regulation of membrane potential; ionotropic glutamate receptor signaling pathway
Cellular component (GO): plasma membrane; NMDA selective glutamate receptor complex; synapse
Molecular function (GO): NMDA glutamate receptor activity
Source: RefSeq, a predicted model, not a curated record
CAUGAACAAAGCCAUGAAUGAAUGAUGCGGCUAUUAAGAGCCUCCUCAAUUACUGGAUGUGUGGUCCUGCAGCGUCAUGUGCCAUGUAACAUCAGCGUGAACACCGGUGUCAUUUUUAAUUUUGUAUGAUCAAUUACGCCCCGACUUUGGCGACAGAGCUGGGGACUGGCGCAGGAGCAGAAAGCGGCAGGAUUUGACGCGUUGGCGAGGAAAAGCUGCAGUCGACGCAGCAGCGGUGGAAGCGCUAAAGUGAAGCUCUCCGCAGCGGGGACGCGCAAAAGCACCGACGCGCAUGCACAUCUGUCAGCACCAAGGACAGCAGCCGCUCAGAGUUGCAGUGCGCGGAGCGAAGUCACGCGCGGACUCCAGUCCUCCACAGAAGGUGCUGAAGUGAGAGACGCGGUUGCUCCGGCGACGGGGAUCAUGGACAGUCACUCUCCUCCGCCUUGCAAGUGAAUCCAAUUUUUUUUUUUUGGCCUCCCUCCCUUGCGCUCUCGCCGCCCACCACCCUCGAUCGCGACCAUCCGGCUGAGUCGAGCUGCUGUCCAGAAGCGGGUCGAGCCGAGCCGCCACCGGGUGGAGGAAGAAGAGGGACCGGGCUGAGCAGUGGUGCUACGGCUGUCUGCUGGUCCGAGCCAUGCGUGCGUUUCUGCUGGCGGUGCUGCUCUCCUGCUCCUGCGCCCGGGCCGGCUGCGAACCGAAGAUCGUCAACAUCGGUGCGGUCCUCAGCCACAAGAGGUACGAGCAGGUCUUCAAAGAUGCCGUGACCCAGGCGAACCAGGUCUACGGAAGGGACAAAUUCAAGCUGACCGCUAUCUCCGUAACGCACAAGCCCAACGCCAUCCAGAUGGCUCUGUCGGUGUGUGAGGACCUGAUCUCCAGCCAGGUCUACGCCAUCCUGGUGAGUCACCCGCCACAGUCCAAUGACCACCUCACUCCGACGCCGGUCUCCUACACGGCAGGCUUCUACCGCAUCCCCGUGGUCGGGCUCACCACCCGCAUGUCCAUCUACUCCGACAAGAGCAUCCACCUGUCCUUCCUGCGGACGGUGCCCCCUUACUCUCACCAGGCGCAUGUUUGGUUCGACCUGAUGCGCGAGUUCAACUGGAACCACAUCAUCCUCAUAGUGAGCGACGACCACGAGGGCCGGGCUGCCCAAAAGAGACUGGAGACCCUGCUGGAGGAGCGAGAGACAAAGAAUAAAAAAAGGAACUAUGAAAACCUCGACCAACUGUCCUAUGACAACAAGCGAGGACCUAAGGCAGAGAAAGUCCUCCAGUUCAGCCAGGAGACUAACUUAACUGCCCUGCUGCUGGAGGCCAAAGAGCUGGAGGCCCGAGUCAUCAUCCUGUCCGCCAGUGAGGAGGAUGCAGCAGCGGUGUACAAGGCGGCUCGUAUCCUCAACAUGACGGGCUCUGGUUACGUGUGGCUGGUGGGCGAGCGGGAGAUGUCGGGUAAAGCCCUGAGCGAGGCUCCAGACGGUCUGAUCGGCCUCCAGCUCAUCAACGGAAAGAAUGAGUCGGCCCACAUCAAUGACGCGGUGGCCGUGGUGGCACAGUCCAUCCAGGAGCUGUUUGAGAAGGAAAACAUCACGGAGCCUCCCAGAGGAUGUGUGGGCAACACCAACAUCUGGAAAACAGGGCCACUGUUUAAACGGGUGCUGAUGUCAUCCAAAUACCCAGAGGGCCUCACAGGACGCGUCGAGUUCAACGACGACGGAGACAGAAAAUACGCCCAUUACAGUAUCCUCAACUACCAGAAGAGUCGACUGAACCAAGUCGGCAUCUACAAUGGAACACAGGUGGUCAUGAACAAUCAACGGAAGAUCAUCUGGCCUGGAGGAGAGACUGAAAAACCACAGGGCUUCCAGAUGUCCACUCGCUUGAAGAUAGUGACCAUACAUCAGGAGCCGUUUGUGUAUGUGAAACCGACGAUGCCGGACGGAACGUGCAAGGAGGAAAUGACGCUAAAUGGAGUCUUAAUUAAAAAGGUUAUCUGCACUGGCCCCAAUGAGACCAUCCCAGGUAACACAUCAGGACGCCCAACUGUGCCGCAGUGCUGCUACGGAUUUUGCAUUGACCUUCUCAUCAAACUGGCCAUGACCAUGAACUUCACCUACGAGGUCCACCUGGUCGCUGACGGGAAAUUUGGAACACAAGAGCGCGUAAACAACAGCAACAAGAAAGAGUGGAACGGCAUGAUGGGAGAACUCCUGGGUGGCCUGGCUGACAUGAUCGUGGCUCCGCUGACAAUCAACAAUGAGCGAGCACAGUACAUUGAGUUCUCCAAACCCUUUAAAUAUCAAGGUCUCACCAUCCUAGUUAAAAAGGAAAUCCCUCGCAGUACACUGGACUCAUUCAUGCAGCCUUUCCAAAGCACGCUGUGGCUGUUGGUGGGUCUUUCCGUGCAUGUGGUGGCGGUGAUGCUUUACCUUCUAGACCGGUUCAGCCCAUUUGGAAGAUUUAAAGUAAACAGUGAAGAAGAAGAAGAGGACGCCCUCACCUUGUCAUCUGCUAUGUGGUUCUCCUGGGGAGUGUUGCUGAACUCUGGUAUUGGAGAAGGUGCGCCGCGCAGCUUCUCAGCGAGAAUCUUGGGUAUGGUGUGGGCUGGCUUUGCCAUGAUCAUUGUGGCCUCUUAUACUGCCAACCUGGCUGCCUUCCUGGUGUUGGACCGGCCUGAGGAGCGCAUCACCGGCAUCAAUGACCCUCGGCUAAGAAACCCAUCUGACAAGUUCAUAUACGCCACGGUGAAGCAGAGCUCGGUGGACAUCUACUUCCGGCGGCAGGUGGAGCUUAGUACAAUGUACCGGCACAUGGAGAAGCACAACUAUGAGAGUGCCGCCGAAGCCAUCCAGGCUGUGCGUGACAACAAGCUGCAUGCUUUCAUCUGGGACUCUGCGGUGCUGGAGUUUGAAGCCUCGCAGAAGUGCGACCUGGUGACCACGGGAGAGCUGUUUUUCCGUUCGGGCUUUGGCAUAGGCAUGCGCAAGGACAGCCCCUGGAAACAGAAUGUGUCCCUGGCCAUUCUCAGUUCUCAUGAGAACGGCUUCAUGGAAGACCUAGAUAAAACCUGGGUGAGAUACCAGGAGUGUGACUCAAGGAGCAAUGCCCCAGCCACACUCACCUUUGAAAACAUGGCAGGAGUCUUCAUGCUGGUGGCUGGAGGCAUAGCAGCCGGGAUCUUCCUCAUCUUUAUCGAGAUCGCCUACAAGCGACACAAAGACGCCCGCAGGAAGCAGAUGCAGCUGGCCUUUGCGGCCGUCAAUGUCUGGAGGAAGAACCUACAGCCCUCUUCCUCACUAGAGACUCAGGAUGAUAGGAAAAGUGGUAGAGCAGAGCCCGACCCCAAAAAGAAAGCCUCUUUUAGGUCCAUCAGUACCACCCUGGCCUCCAGCAUCAAGAGACGUAGGUCCUCCAAAGACACGCAGUACCCACCCACUGACAUCACGGGCCAACUCAACCUGUCGGACCCGUCUGUCAGCACCGUGGUGUAGGGGAGCGGCAGCUCCGCGAGGAGAGAGGAAACAACUAGGAACGGGAGGAUACCCAUCACCUGAAGUUCCCUUGAUGCCUGAAGUUUUCAUUUCACUGCCUGCCAACAAAGUUUUGGAACGCCUGCUGGAGAAAUGGAAACGCUGUAAUUGCACCUUUUACUUGUUGAAAAACCCAUGAGUACCUGGCAGUAGAUGUUUGUAGGGCCCCUGAGCAUGCACACUCACAUAUGCGACUAGUUCCUUAACUACAUUGGAUUUGUUUUAGAGCAAUGUUUGUAGUUCAUGAUCAGAUGUACAGCUUCAACUUUACGUAAUGGGCUAGUUUUGGUGUCAGUACACUGAAAAAAGGGAAGGUUAUAUAAUCCAUCCAGUCGCGUCUGCUCAAAGCGGAAGCAGCAGAAUCAUAGAGUACGACUUACGCCAACGCUGACGCAUUCACAGGACAACCCGGAGACAAACUCUGUGGCAUGUUUUGGGUCUGAACUGGGACAUUCUCACAAUGCAAAGAGGCAGCAUUUCGCUUUGAGCCUCCCACCCUUCCAUGAAGACCUAUUUGGUAAAUAGACAUCCUUAUGUUUCGGCUUGAUAUUGGUACCUUGGUAUAUCCAUAUCAAAUCCUUGUGAUCCCCCGAUCAGCUCGUGCAUUAUCCCUCCAAAGAUACUGGAGCUUCACACUUCCUAUCUGGGAAGAAGGAAGUUUAGAACCUCAAACCUGAGUUAUAGACUAGGGUUGCCAACUCCGUGAAGACACCCACUGCUUUCACCCACGCCAGGUGAAACGCCCUGAUAAAGUGUGUCUUCUUUCAGCUCAGCGCCGAACAUGUUACUUUGUUUCUAAAUACAGGACAACUCCAUUUCAUUAUAGGUUUCAUAACAGAAUUGAAAUACGUCCUGAGUCAUUGGAGAGCUCACUUUUAUUGAACUCCACUGUCAACAAAAAGAGAUUUUGGUGGCACCAAUCCAGAGGAAAAUAUCGAACCCUCUCCAGGCGAUGGACCCAUAAAGAUUCUGAGCAGAUCCACUGAACAAAGGGAGGCCCAUGUGAUGCCCAGUCAUCACGAGAGAUUGGUCCAGUUCUACCACUAGUGUUAACAGCUUGCGAACAUGACUCUCAUAAAGAACCUCCCAAAGGGUCGAAUGCCUACCGCUGUCCACAAAUAGCUGUUUAGACAUUAUACCAUUGAGCUCAUGUAAUAAUAUCAGUAGACUCAAUUACAGCUAUCACUGAGGUGAAAAGUAGACAGGAAAACAGUGGGACGUAGCGAGUCAUAGCGAUAGUAGCGAUACUGAGAGGGAGGCUAUUGCUAAGGUACUGUAGGUAAAUAGGUAGUACAGUGUAAAGAAAGAGUUGAACCAUUCAUUGUCUUCACUCUCUCAACGGAUUAUUGGGGAUUAUCUUGUAAUCCUUUGUAAUUAAAUGAUCACAAGUCUUUUUUCAGUGUACUUGGCAUUAAGACCGGAGCUUAAAGCAAAUGUGUGGUGUUUCCAACUGCAGCACAACCGCUUCAGCGCUGUAGACUAUGUUUUGGCUGAAUCGCUGGGUUUGUUUCUUGGACGCACCAAAGACGGUGCCGCGAUGAAAUCCCAUUUAAUGCUGACAAGAGGCAUGUUUGUACAUAGACCCGAGCUUUAUCUGAAUGACAUUGUUUAUACUUGACAUUUUUUAAAACGACAGUCUAGACACCGCAAUUGUGGUUAGUUUCAUUUGAAUAGGAUGAAACCGAAGUGAUGACGUUGCGUCACUCAGCCUGAAGCCAUGUUUGGGGACCGUCCUCUCCCUCUUCCUCUCUCCAGUCACGGCGCCGGUCUUUCUCCUCUCCACUCUCUAAAAGGGGUUGCAUCAAAGGGCCAGGUUUUUCACCCAACCAGCAUUCGGCUUUUUGUGUAAAAAGAAAGAAAAAACAUUUUUGCACAAAAGCAGCCGAUUGAAUUUGGUAGCUCAGCCUGCGAGCUGGUGUGCAGGUCUUGGUUAGAUGCGAAAACAGGCCAUUUCCCAUUCACUGGGGUCGAGAAACCACUGCCGCCGGUUGACAGAUGAUCACGUCUUUCCUGGUGCACUUUAUAGAGAGGGGUCCCCAAAAACUCACUGUUACAUCACUUCCUGGUUGAAUAUGUUCUGUUAUUGGACUGUAAACCAAAAAGAAGAUGGCCACUGCAUGCUUACGUUGAUAUUUGUGCUUUUCAUUUCUUUCUGUCAUUUGUUUAAAAGCCCUUGGAUCCAAUGUAAAUUCCAUCCUGGAAAGUGAGAUUUGGUUCGAUGAGCAAGGCACUUGUGUUCAUGACUGCAGCGGAGAAUGUCCUGAAGUUACACACGCACAGCCACACACUCACGCUUAUUACUGACACUAAUCGAUGCUGUAGGCAAAGGAAGCGAGGACAGAUGAAAAGAUGGAGCAGGGUUUUAAUUAGCAAAGAGAGAAUUGAGUCGGAAGGAAGGAAAUUAAGGGGGAUAGUCUUGACUUUAUUAUGAAGUAGGACAGCUACGGAGGUAUCUGGAGAAAAGCGCAUUCUAAGUGUUUUGGACCACACAUAGUCACACAACCUCAAUGAUGAGAUGUUUUCUUACUUUUCCAGUACAAAUAUUUCGACUGAAUUCUCCUGUUUAUACAUAUAUCUGUAAAUAAAAUAUACUUAAA